AUGCCCGGAUCUCGACGUGGUCUAGUUGCACCACAAAAUACAUUUCUUGAAUCAAUCAUCCGCAAAUGCAGUGGUGCCCACAAUGCAUUUAUUUUAUCAAAUGCACAAAUAGUCGAUUAUCCAAUUGUUUAUUCAAAUGAUGGCUUUACAAAAUUAUCAGGUUGUUUAAGAACAGAUUUAAUGAAUAAAAGUUCAACAUGUAAUUUUAUGUAUGGUGAAUUAACCAAUGCUGAAACACAAACAAAAAUACGUGAUGCAUUGGAAAAUUGUCAUAUUGAACAAGUUGAAGUACUUUUAUAUAAGAAAAAUAAAACACCUAUAUGGGUUUUUAUGCAAAUAGCUCCAAUUACAAAUGAACGUGAUACUGUGGUACUUUAUCUAUGUACAUUUACAGAUAUUACAGCACUUAAACAACCAAUUGAAACUGAUGAGACUAAAACUGGAUUUAGUAAAUUUGCAAGAAUUGCAAAAUCGGUAACAAGAAAUCGAUCGAUUUUAAUGAAUUUUGCUGCACCAAAUACCAAAUCGAUUAGUAUUGAUCCAACAAAACCAUCACAAUUACCAAAUUUACUCAAUCUUAGUGCUGAAGUCUUACCAAGUUAUCGACAAGAAGCACCAAGUACUCCACCUCAUAUAAUUCUUCAUUAUUGUACAUUUAAAACAGUUUGGGAUUGGGUGAUACUUUUAUUAACAUUUUAUACAUCAUUAUUAGUACCGUAUCAUGCAGCAUUUAAAAGUAAAUCAUUGGAUGAUGUGCCUUUACUUGUUAUCGAUAGUAUUGUUGAUGUUAUUUUCUUUAUUGAUAUAAUAUUAAAUUUUCAUACAACAUAUGUACACACAAAAUCUGGAGAAGUUAUAUCAGAUCCAAAACGUAUUAGAAAAACAUAUUUAAAAAGUUGGUUUGUUAUUGAUUUAUUAGCAUGUUUACCAUACGAUGUAUUUAAUGCAUUUCAAGAAGCUGAAGAACGAUAUGGAAGUAUAUUUUCUGCAUUGAAAGUUUUACGUUUAUUACGUCUUGGUCGUGUAUUUAGAAAAUUAGAUAAUUAUUUAGAAUAUGGUGCGGCUGUUCUUUUAUUACUUAUUUGUGUUUUUGUACUUGUUGCUCAUUGGUUUGCUUGUGUAUGGUAUACAAUUGGAUUUCAGGAAGGACGAGGUGGUCCAGGAAAACGGAUGGAAUAUAGUUGGCUAGUAAAAAUGGAUAGAGAAUUACAAUUUGCAUGUAUUGAUUCCUAUGGUAAUCUAACAGCAUAUGAAUCGAAUGGUACAUGUCGAAAAGCAGCAUAUGUAACAGCCCUUUACUAUACAAUGAGUUCAUUGACUAGUAUUGGUUUUGGUAAUGUUGCUGCAAAUAGUGAUAAUGAGAAAAUUUUUACAUGUGUUAUGAUGCUUAUUGGUUCAUUACUUUAUGCAACUAUAUUUGGUAAUGUAACCACAAUAUUUACACAAAUGUAUUCAGCUACUGCUCGUUAUCAUGAUAUGUUAAGUAGUAUUCGAGAAUUUAUGCGUUUGCAUGGUAUGCCUAAUCAAUUAAAUGAACGUAUUAUGGAUUAUGUUGUAUCAACAUGGGCUAUGACAAAAGGAAUUGAUGCAACAAAAGUAUUAAAUUAUUGUCCAAAAGAUAUGCGUGCUGAUAUUUGUGUUCAUAUGAAUCGAAGUGUAUUUAAUGAACAUCCAGCAUUUCGUUUAGCUAGUGAUGGUUGUUUACGUGCAUUAGCUGUUCAUUUUCAUAUAAAUCAUUCUGCACCUGGUGAUAUGCUAUAUCAUUGUGGUGAAAGUCUUGAUAUGCUCUGUUUUAUUGUAUCUGGUUCAUUAGAAGUUAUACAAGAUGAUGAAGUUUUAGCAAUACUUAGUCCUAAUGAUGUAUUUGGUGAUGAUUUUUGGAGUAAAAAUCGUGAUAGUGUUGGUCAAUCAGCAGCUAAUGUUCGUGCAUUAACAUAUUGUAAUAUACAUCAAAUUCGACGUGAACGUUUACUCGAAGUAUUAGAUUUUUAUCAUCCAUUUAGUAUAUCAUUUGCUCGAAAUAUGGUGCUGACAUAUAAUCUAAGACAUCGAGUAAUUUUUCGUAAAAUUGCUGAUGUUAAACGUGAACGUGAAUUAGCUGAAAUAAGAAAAAAUGAAGGUUUAGAUCAAUUAGGUUCUGAUCAUCCAGUAAGAAAAUUAAUAUCAAAAUUUCGUAAAAUUUCACAAGAAAAUCGUGCUGCAACACAAACAAAUCCAGCUACACAAACACCUCCACAAACAACAGGUAAUUCACCAGCACAACCAACAAAACCGCCACUAAUAAUGCAAGCAGCAGUACAAUCACUAACUACUGAUUCAACUGAUUCGUCACCAACAGUACCAAUCAAUUUAUCCUUAGCUCAACAUUUACAGUUACCUUUACCAUUAAUUGCUAAAACUCGAGAUAAUAAACUUGAAACAAUUUCUGAACGUAUUGAAACUCAAGAAUCACAAGUAUCUCAAAUAACAUCAGUUCAUCAAAGUCCACCAUUACAAAGUGCACCGAAAUCUAGUAAAUGGAAAUGGUUAAAAACAGGAUCAAAUGGAACAGAAGUAGAUUCAUCACCGAAAAAAACUGUUCCUGAUAAUAAACCAUUACAACAAUCAACCAAUCCAUUUGAUUCAAAUCUAACUGAUGAUGAUAUACGAGGACAAACAAUAGAUGGAAAUGAAAAUCGACUAUCUAUUCCACUCAGUUUAUUUAUACCAAGAUCAGCACAUCGUGAUAGUAUAAAAAUAUUAGACGAGGGAUCAAAUAAUCAAAAACAAUUGGAUGAUUCUCAUUCUGAUAUCAAUGCAGCAUUUGGACCACGUCGUAGUAUAUCAUCAUCUCCAUAUAGUGAUCAUCACUUAUUAUCAUCAUUAAUUGAAAUAAAAAAUGAUUUAAGUGCUGAAGUACGAGUAUUAACUCGACGUAUGACACAUAUUGACGAACAAAUUAGUCAGAUUUUUAAUAUUCUUUCACCACUUCAUUCAUCCGUAGUAAGUAAUCCUGCACCAGCAAUAUCAAAUAUAACUCAAUCGUCAUCACCACAACCACUACUAUCGCGAAUUUCUUCUCAAUCUUCUCCAAUUCGACCAUCAGUAUUAUUACUAACUACUACGACUUCUUCUGCUACUAACUAUACUGAUGCCAAAAGUUCACCAGUUUUUGAAGCGCCAUCAUUCUAUUCAGAUAUAAGUGCCAAAACACAAUUCUUUGAUGCCAAUCAAUCUUCAUCAAGCAUAAGUGAUAUACAAGAUGUUUCUCUAAAAUCAAAAACGAAUGAUCAAUCGCUAACAAAACAAACUAGCGAUACUGAUUCAAUUGUUUUAUCUAUUCCACCACCACCAUCUAUUAUCAAUCGUUCAGCUAAUGCACCAUUUAUUAGUUUAGGUAUAUCGGCAACACCUCGUGGAUCAGUAUCAAAUAAAAUAGCUCCGGCAGCAAUAUCAUCAUCAUCAUUAUCAUCGGUUGAUGCUAAACAAACAUUCAGUGCUAGUUUUCGACCAAUUUCGAAUACACGUUACAAUCCAGGUCGUUCUCCUAAACUAAAAACUCGUUCACAACAAAGUCGAUCUACUAUGAAGCAUCAACAACAACAACCUGUGCAAUCAACAAUUGUUGAACUUGAACCACCUAUACAAAAAGAUACAACAGAUAAGAGCGUACCUCUUCUAUCGAUGUCUUCAUCGACAACAGCAACAACAACAAAAUCGGGUAGUUAUGGAUUUCGUCGUUUCAUGUUAGGUGGUAGUAGUACAGACAAAGCAACAACAUCAUCAUCGACACUUCUCUACCCACCUACCAGUGAUGAUGAUCAUCCCAUGAGUCCUAAUAGUUCAGGCAAUGAUGAUGAUGAUUAUCGACCAUUAACAUCAUCAUCAAAUAGACAUCAUCGUCAUACGCCUCUCUGA
This is a messenger RNA of Adineta steineri, 3897 nucleotides long. NCBI's taxonomy places the organism in Eukaryota, Metazoa, Rotifera, Eurotatoria, Adinetida, Adinetidae. The record is from the annotation of a GenBank genome assembly.